Molecule: messenger RNA, 10185 nt
Organism: Plasmodium knowlesi strain H
Lineage: Eukaryota; Apicomplexa; Aconoidasida; Haemosporida; Plasmodiidae
Product: oocyst capsule protein Cap380, putative
Exons: 1
Coding region: 1-10185 (3394 amino acids)
Source: RefSeq, a predicted model, not a curated record
AUGAAUAUAAAGAAUUUGUAUAAUGUGUUGGUUGUGUGCCUCCUUGGCAUAGUGUGCUCCUCCUGGUUUAAUGAAUCGGCCGUCAGUGUUUCGGCUGCUUCCCUUGGAGUGAACAAUAAUGACAUAAAUUAUGAAGAUGACUACUACAACGUCGUACAGAAGGAUUUAACACCGUCCUACUCAUUCUCCCUCUCACCAGCAGAUGGAGGAGCAAUUCGAAAAAGGAGAUACAUCUUGGAUGUACGAUCCUUUGGGAAAACGUGCCUAUUGGAGUACGAAAACAUUUGUGAAACUGCAGACUAUUCUAUCCAUGUGAUGAAUGGAAUAAGCGGUCAUGUUAUAAAGGCAACAUUGAUUCAAAAAGAAUCAAGUGAUCUUGUCUCUGUACAUAACUUGGUCGACACCUUCUCUAAGGAUGGAAGUGUCCAAUUUAAUUUUAAAGGCAUUCCAUCCCUACAUUACAGUGUUGUAUUGGAAAUGUCGGAUUUGAUAAACAAUGCAGAUUAUGAUAUUGGGAAGAAUUGCCACUGUCUUGGAUGCAGUGACAAUACGAGAGUAAUUGACUUGAGCGAAAUGGAAAAUAGGAUCACACACUCCGUAAGAAGUGACAAAAAGAAUAAAAUCACAUUUCCACAAAAAUCAUUCGUCCAUGGAAAUUUUUUAUUUAGCAAAUUCGUAUAUUUCCAUUCUGAACUAAAUACAAAAUCAAUUGAAAAUUAUACACAACUAUAUUCCUUCUACAACGAAUUAGUUUAUCCCUGUUCAGGUACGAUUAUGACACACUCGAUGAAUUAUAACAUCCAUUAUGACUUAUCCAGUGUACAUUGUUACCAUGUGCAUAUGGUUGAUAAGUUUAUCAAAAAGAUAGAGUCAACAACAGCUGGGGAUGAAAGAGCCAGCGGGAAUUCCACGAUGAAUUUCAUGAGUAGUAGCAAUAGCCACCCCAUACUUAUCAAAUUGGAGGAUAGACUCUCAAGUGACAAGAUGGUACAAAUUGGAAGAAUGAACUACACAAUUCAACUUCCCUUUAAAUAUAAGGAUGGUGGGAAUUACUCACCCAGAGGAAGUGUCGUCGGACGGCUUGUCACAAUUUACACACAUCACGUCCUUUUUCAAAAAAAAUACGUCUAUAAGAAUAACGUGAACAAUCGAAUGGAAUACGUGCACAUGUUUAGAAUUCUUUUUAAUUUAUUCAAGGAGUUGUAUGACGUUCCGUAUGAAGAUAUGUUGUUCUACACUACCGGUUUGUCGAUGAGAAAGGAGGGAAACAUUUCUUCCUCCUCUUCCCACGUGGAUCAGGAUUAUAAUAUAUAUGCCGAGGAGUUGUCCGUACUGUUAAAUUCGUUGGCCUUUGAGUUCAGCGUCGAGGCAGUAGGUCUCAACAGAGAAAUAAUUGUGAAGGAGGAAUCCCAGUUUGUGUCAGAAUAUGGAUCGGACCACUUCGCAAAAAUGAAGGCGAAUCAACUUGUACUUAGAUCUUCUAGUGAAAUAUGUUUAGUGGUUCUGGAAUCUAUCGCUCGUGAGUUGAGUAAGUUCAUAAACUUACGCUUGAAACAGGAGUAUAGACAGACGUGCAGCACUAUGAGACAGGGGCACAGUUAUGCGAACAUAUCCCCCAUGUAUCAUACGUAUGAGUUAGAUUGUAACCUUUCUGUUUUGUACUUGGAAUAUAAUCUGACUGAAGAUGUUAUGGUAAAGCGCCUCAUAACGAACAAAACGCUAUUUGAGGAGGUCAAACUGGAGCUCUUUUACAACAACAUAUUCGGGUACACUGUGUAUUUGCAUGUGCAGGUGGAUGACAAGUUUGUGCGAAGUUUGACAAAGCGCGUGCCGAAGUAUGUAAACGGAAGUACCGUGGUGACGAUGACUGUGUUAGGUAGAAGAAUCGACGCCGUGGACACUUCGGACGUGAUGGUAAUUCUGAAGGAAAUUUCCUUUCCCAUUCACUGCAGGGAGAAUUGCACUAGUAAGCAUCCCAUAGUGGUAGAAGACAACUUCGAUUACAUAACGGUUGGGGACAUAUGUUUGGAAAAUAAUGGAUUGCCCAAAGUUUGCUUCCCCGCGUACAGUUUCGGGUACGUGUUCGACACGAGGUUGCUGCGAGUACACAUGCUGAGCAUCAAUCCGUAUCCCGAAAUUCUGCUGACCCCUUCGGUGCAGGUUUCCAUCGUUGAGAGCUCCUUUUGCAUAUUGACACCCACACUUGGAGAGAUUGUUCCCAGCGUUUCUAUCCCUCAUGUGUACCAGGACACGGUGUGCAAAGAGUACAUCAACAGGUGUAGCCUCCUAACGACGAAGUUCGUGCUGAACGAUGCGGGGUCGAGGCCUGGGAGCGCGGUUGCGGCUCUUAGGAAGAACCAAUUUGGAGUGCAUUUGUCAACUCACUUUGAUGAGAAACACGAAGAGAUGAUUCAGGUAGUGUAUAAUUUGAGUGGGAGCGUCGAAGAAAGCGGCGGCGAGCAGAGUUUCAUCCUGACUCACUACAACGACAGCUUCUACAUAAACGGACGGUCGAACAAAAUGCAAUGGACACGCGCCAAGGAGUCGUUCUCAAAGAGUGGAUUCCUGGGGGAAAGAGCUUUGACUGAUAAUAGUAGCGAUGACGACGAUGAGGAUGAUGAUGCGUAUUACAAGGGAGUGUCCCAUAUCGACACCAAAACGCACAGGGUUCACGUGGUCGAAAACAAAAAAGUAGCGCUAACCCACAUGCAGACGCCCAAACAGAACGAUGCCACACUUUACCCCCCUUUUGGAGAAAUCAGUAUUAACUACGGGAAAAUCAGGCCUAAUGUGUAUAUGAAAUUUUUGAACAGUUACAUGUACUUUUACGAUGGGGCAGAAAUAUACAAUGAGGCAGACACGUCGCCCCAUUUUGUGAAUGUGUCCCCAUACCAGUAUGAAUGCUUGGGAGCAUACGCCUACUUGAUGAAUAAAUUCAACAUCCUUGUGAAUGAUUCGCUAAAUUGUGACGCGAUCCAGAUGAUAAUCGAAGUUUUGUUGAAGGCCAACUUGGGGAAAUAUUUCAUCCAUCAAAAGAACAAGAAGAUACACUUGAAUUUUUUCAAAAAAGAUUACGAUUCCCACGAUGUGUUCGACUUAGUACACAUGGAAAUAUACGAAGCACAUGCACCUUUGAAGCCGGUGAAGACAUACAAAUUGAAUGUUAGCAUUGAUGAAAAUAACUUAAACUUGUUGCACAAGCACAGGAAUGUUGAGUACCCGAACAAGUACUUCUCCAACGUGUAUAUACUUAUGUUUAAGGCGGCCUACUUAUCUAAUGGAUACAACUUUUACACAUUCUUCCAUGACCUCACCGGAAUUCGCCUCAUCGACAGUUCUGUCGUGGAGCAAAUGGACACGAUGAUCCCCACGGAGAUAGAAGCUGUCAAAACCAUACAGUCUAUUUUGAAAGACAAGUUGCAAGUAUCGGUCGAAAGGCACACCACUCGGUAUGAUUCGCUGAUAAAUGAGAUAUCUCUCUUGGCUGCGUAUGUCACGGAGUUAACGUCGUCCUAUAGGAAGGUCACGCAGAGGGACCACAAUUUGGUGGAAGAAAGGAGAAGAAAGGAGGAAGAUAAGAAAUCCCGAAGGGUGUCCGAGGAGGAGCCCCUGGUAGGAAUCAAAUACUUUGUCUACGUAGACGAAUUCAAAUUCAAGAGCGAGAAGGAAAUCACAGCUCAAGAGAUGGCGUACUACCUUGCCAAACACGGCGUCCUCAUGAUCAAGAAGAAGUCUUUGUGCUGUUCGAACUUUGUGGACGAAGUGGAAAAUUCUUUGUAUUAUCACAUUAUAUACAGAUACAUUGGGGAGAGUCUAAAAAUUGUAGACGGUAUGGAAGAUCAUAAGAUCCUCCAGAUGGUGGAGAACUCUUCCUCCUUCCCAGGAGGAAUAGGGGCCAUGGGACACAGCAUAGUGCAGAAACUUCUGGGCCGAGAUGUAGGUAUCUCGGUUGAGAAAGGAAUCUGGAGUGAAGGGGACGUUGAGUAUAUGGCCAACUGGAUAAUGGGCGAAUCUGGUUACAUAUGGCGCAAGGACCCAGAGGCUCGGCCAUCCAUCCACGUGAAUUUCCUAGAUUGCAUAAACAUGGAUCUGCAGAACCAUGAUGAAAACCUGAUCACGGAGUUCUCGUCCGAAUUUGACAAGCAUGGUGCGCUGGUGUCCAUCAUGAUGAAGAAGUGGGAAGAGUUUGCAGGAGCGGCGGAAGCACCCUGUUCUGAGGUGGAUACAACCACUUCCCACAGAGCCCGGGGCGACAAAUAUGCCGUCUACUUCCUCUUCAGAAACUUGUCCGUCCCCUUCGUGGGAGAGACACACAGGACGGAGACCCUAGGAAUGCGCAGAGUGCUUCUUCUGAAGGGUGGCGACCCACAGACAGUGACAAACGAGUCUGUGCUUUUCAAAGUUUACAUCGACAACGUAGAUAGCAAUUCCAUUUUUAUGUUGGAGAAGGUUAUCUUCGUUUCGAAAGAGGGCGACAAGGUGGUGAGGGAGAUGAACGUAGAGUACCAAACCUUCUUCGUGCACCCAUACAGCAUGAUCUUGAAUACAGAAAUUAGAAACACACACCUAGGAGUGGACGAAAUUUAUUACGGAAAAAGGUUGGAGUGCCAUCAUUACCAUAACGGGCUACAGGUAUGCAACAAUCCGCAGUUCGACUACGAGGGGUUCUCUCCUUACUACGUGUCCUACCUUGAAAAUAACCAAAGGAAGGACAUUUUCUUCAUGAGCAACGAAGAGAUAGCGAACAUAAUCAACAAUGCGUACCUGUCUGUGUCGAAGAGGUUCCAACUUAACAUGGGAGGAGACAUGAUGGUAGCAGAUAUUUACCGAACCGUCGGCAUCAUCGUCGAGGAAGUGGCCUACUCAGUGGGCAUACAGAAUCUAGGAGAGAAGUCUUGUGGAACCCUCUAUUUGAACAGGGGACAAUUACACGUUCCAAAUGAUGGGAAAUCUCUUAUUUCGAACAUUUUCUACGACACGAACUACUGCAUUGAUAGAGGGGCUGUUAUGAGGGAGAUACUUAAAAUAUGUGACUUCGAGAAGAAGGACUUGGUGAAGUUAUUCGACAAUCUGUAUAACAACUUGUUGCCAUACCAGUUGAACAAGAAAUUUGCCGACUCUCUAACCAGAGAGGAGGUUCUCAGCCUGAUAUACUACUUCUCGUCUGUUCCUCCUCAAGUGAACGACCUGGUUAGGGAGAACUCGAUUUUUCUGGAGAUCGACGACAUGAGCAGUUUGAGGGAGGAGGGUUUGUCUAAGACUAGCGGAGGAGAGGAACAAGCAUUCAAAGCAUUAGAAUUGAUACCUUCGGAGUCUUACAUGGAUGUGCUUCUCAUAAGCAGGAGCAUGUUAUCCCCGAAUGGACUGCACGAAGAGUCGAUCAUACAGUUCAACGUGGCGCUGUACACAGAGCUGGUGAAGAAUUUCCGCCACUUUCGCGAGAAGAGUGGGAAAAAAGUGGACAGGGAAGACGAGGUGACAAGCGCGGCGAAGGACCAGGAGAAGGAGUUGACCCUCCAAAUGAAGAACUACCUACAGAGCAACCGCACCUGCAGCGCAAUCGGCAGUUCGUUGGUGCGCCCCGAAUUUUCCAACGCCGGGCCGUUGUUCAUGCCAGACGAAGGUUUGACGUACAACUCCCCAAGCUUCACUUACACGGACCGAGACAUCUAUGUGAGAAAGCAGCCAGAUAUUCACAGCUCAUUCAACAACUUGUUUUUAUAUGAAGGACAGAGUACUGCAGAUGGAAAGUACCUGAGCGCAAUAGUGGUUCUUUCUCCACACAAGUUUUCAUCCCUCGAGAAAGUUACUUAUAUAGGACUCCUAGCCAACACAUUUGACGACACGAAACAGUUCGAACUGAAGUGUUACCCUCAUGUGAAGUACGACACGACGAACUUUUCAACACAGUUCAAUUUAGAACCCAACACAGUGUACUUGGUCUGUAGAAACAUGCCCGUGAAAUUUCUGAGAAAUGGGCUUUACGAGUUUAAUAAGUACUUGGUACACUACGACACGCAUUCUAACGGCACGGUCGAUAGGCAAAUCUAUGGAAAUAUGCCGAUAAGGCCAGUAUACGAAGUUAGUAAUGACCCGAAGACGGUGAUUCCCAAGGCAGAGGACAUCCGCAUUAAGGUGAACCUUGUACAGAACAUCAGUACAUCUGUCACGAACGAAUCGAUAGUGGAGUACCAAAUAGAGGUGAGUGGAUUGGUUGAUCUGCACACUGAUCCGUAUUCUGUGGUGAAACCGGUCUUUACGCACAGUUCGUACUUGUACAACACGAUUAUUUAUACGAUCGACGACUUCAUGACAUAUACAUAUCCAAGGAAUUUGAAGCAUUGGGAGUUUUCUAAGGUCCCCUUUAGCAAAAAUCUGUUCAAGGACAACGCAGUUACCUUGAGAAAGGUACAGUGCAAUACGGAGAAAGGUGUGGAAAAGAGCUCUAAGACACACUGCGUAUAUUCGCUGGUGAUGGUUAAGUCGUGCACCUUGAUGAAGGUCAUCAUAAGGGAUCUGUAUGGGAACGAGUACGAAGUGAAUUUGGACGAGGAGGACCAGUCGCUCGGAAGCGAGAUGGAGACCAAGCCGGCUAAGGAGGUGGCUGAGCCGACUAAGGAGGAGACCAAACCGGCUAAGGAGGAGAGCAAGCCCGCUAAGGAGGAGACCAAACCGGCUAAGGAGGAGAGCAAACCGGCUAAUGAGGAGACCACGCAGAACAGCGAACAGCCGUGCACCCCCUUUGUGCUAACCAUACGGAGGAGAAGCAGUGUCGCCCAGGGCAAUGAUGACGCCACCUCCAUAGGGGACAGCUUCUUCCUUGUGUACUCGCCGUACAUGAUGACGGAAGGUUUCGUAUCACUGACCAUAGGGGAGGAUAUGGAGACGUACUCCACGGAUUUGGAAGACAACAACCUGAUGAGUGCGGAAGCGUUUGCGGAGAUCUACAAAAUUAUUAACAGGAAGAUGAAACUACUGAAGGGAGACUACUGGGUAAGAAUUUCUAAAAGCACCCAAGGGGGCAAGAUGGCAGAUAAGGAUAUUUUGGUGCAAAGAGUGAAUGAAGACGGAUCGGCCUACAACCAGAGGGACGUUUCUAACUUUUGGAAGAAGGGGUUCAAUGUGGACUUGUUUGGGAAAAGGAGACAAGAUAAGCUAGAGCUUUAUCAAGAGGAAAAACUGGAACAGGAAAAGAGCGAUCAGGAACGACGGGAAGAACUCGUCCAGGUGCAGUACGAGAGAAGAAUCGACUAUCUGAUAAACAUUAGGAGGACAGACACACUUACGGAUGGCAAAAAAGAGGCGUACGAACACAAGUACACGCUAUUUACCGGAACGCUAAACUCCAGUGUAACUUCCGUGGUGGUGAAAGACGGAAAGCUGAGCGCGACGUGUUUAGAGGGAGACUGCAUUUUGGAGAAUACCUUCAUUGAGGAAAUGCUGAACGCGAAGAACCUGAAAAACGGCACAUACGAAUUAGACAUAAAGAAGAGGAUACAAUUGACGAGGAGCCAGGAAAAUGACAGGCAAGAUGUGCCACUAUCAUCGUCGUCAUCCUCCUCCCUGAGAGGGGGAAGCGCACGCAACGGUCGUACCCUCGUGUGCAUUGUGGAGAACUCGUUCAACACGCUAAGUGGGGGCAUGAAAUUUAGGAAGGUAGUCCAUGUGGGAGGCAAGGAACUAAGCGCAAAGGAAGGUACCUAUGACGUGUUUAUAACGAAGGGAAAGUACCUAGUGACGAAGGGUAGCAACAUUGCCACUGUGGAAGAAUCUGAGGUGGUGAAAAAGUGCAUUAGCAAAGCGUGGAAGAUAAAGGGGAAGACGGACUAUAAGUUUGCAGUACAACUUAGCACCAUUGCUGCUGGUAAUGUAGACAAGUUAGGCGAUGAACACCCAGCGUUGAUAGGCGACGAUGAGAAGGAAUACUACCUUAUGGUGAACAAGUUGGGACAAGCGAACAUGCCGUUAUAUGAGAAAAACAGAAUCACACAUUUUGUUGGAAGGAAGGGAUUAGUCAGUGGGAAGUACAUUGUGCACGUGAAUGGCGAAAAGUACGUUACGAAUGCGGUGAAGCUGAUAAGUGACAGUGCACAAAGAACUGUUGAGGAUACUACGACACCUCUGGAAAAAGCGACCGAUGGGGAUGAGUAUUUCUUUCAAGACCUAUUCAAGAUGUUACAUAAGAAGCCAAGCAGCGGGUCGUACUAUGUAGAAAUUUCAAACAGCCAAAUUGAAGAUAUGAUCAGUGGACUGGUAUACACAGAUAAGAUAUUGUUAGCUGAGGCGGCGGCUACUACUACUACUACUACUACUACUACUACUACUUCUACUGGUGACAUGAAAGAUGGACAGGAGGAAGAAGUGGACGACGAUGGGGAUAACAACGUUAAAGCUUACUUAGUGGAAGUAGUGAGCCACACGGAAGACGACGAAGGAUUUGCUGAAUACGAAGAAAUAUACAUCCUACAUGGAUACACCUUAAAAAGCGGGCAGUACAAUAUAGAGUACAAAGAUGGUGUGUGUACACUGAAGAGUAUAUUGAAUGGAAAUGUAAACGCACGUUCAAGCGACAUGGAAAAUGUGCUAAAGAUAUCAAACAGGAAGAUGAACAACAAUGAUGGUUACUUUGUCUUCAUCAGAGAGAUUUCCCUGGAUGCACAAGGCGACUACAUUGAUAAGCUAUAUGGCUCCCUAUGGAAGGAUAAUGGCAAAAGUGCAAGAGGAUACCUCGGCGGUGUUUUCGGCGGGGAAGGAAUAACAGAGGAUGGUAGAAAGCAGAAUGGGAAAGGAGCCUUAUUCAAUGACGACUUUUGGAAUCAUGUGAUGAAGAAUGUGCAUAUGAGAGAGCACUCCACAGGAAGCGGGAUAAUACCCUCCGUUAGCGCGCAUGAGCAAAAGGGUUCAAAGGAAGAAGGUGAUCGUCCCUUUCUAGCAUACGUUUAUUUGGAUAACGAUGGAGAAGGAAACAGCUGCACGUUUAGGAAAGUUCUACAGGGAUGGGGGACUGGAUUGGAAAAGGGCAAAUACCAAGUAAAAGUGCUAAACGGUUCCUACAUUCCAACAACCAUACACGGUCCCAGUGUGAAUAUUGAAUACUUGAAGAUGCUCAUACAGAAUGCGUGGGCAUAUCCAGACAGAAGGAUGACUGAUUUCCAUGUGGAUAUUCACCCAGGAAAUUAUCUUAAAGCAGAACAGGGGAUGGAAAGCACUCUUGAUGAAGGGGAGGCCUAUUAUAGCGUCAGCAUAAAGCAGUUGAAUGAUGAUGAACUUAACGGGAUGCAUUCCACAGGACAAGGAAAGAAGGCGGAGGAAGAACUCAUUAAAAUGGCCGGAAAAAAUGUACCUACAGGAGAGUACAUCAUAGAAAUGACUGAUGAAAAGGGCACCGUUACUGGAAUGGACGCAAAUGGCAAAAAAAUGGAUGUUCCUUUUCUGAAAAAUGUUAUCACAUUUUUGUAUGAUAGGAUCAAGAGAGGAAAGUACCAUGUGGUGAUCACUAAGGAUGUAAAUCCUAUGAAGAUUGAGCAGGACGCCGCCGUGGAGAAAGAAGUGCAGAAUAAGACCUUCCUGCUGACUGAGGUGAACCAUGUGGAUGAACUCGAGAUUGUGGAAAAAAUGGAAACGAAAAUUAUGAAGAUUAAGGUGCACCCGGACAGUAAGAUCCAAGAUGGGAGUUACGGAAUAUGGGUUUACGAAGAUGGGACAAUGAAUAUUAGGGGAAUAUACAUGGGUAGCUCAUUUGGCCCAUCGGAAGAGGAAGAAUUGAAGAGAGUGUUAUUAUCUUCCCCUGAAUUCAGUGGAUUGUCUAGCGGCCUUUACUUGUUGCAAGUGAAGAGUAGUGUAAAGAAGGUGGUGGUAGAACCUAGGAGCAACUUCAGGGAGGAUAGGGACACAUCAUCAAGGAGAGAUUCGUCUUUAUCUGAUUUUCCCGCGUGUAUGAACAGCCCAAGGGGAAAGAAGACCUCCAUGACAUUAAUGAAUCAAGAUGGUAGUGUGGUGUACUAUGACAACCAGCCAGAUGCCAGCGGUCGGAUACCUCUUCCAUCUGUCAAGGGAGGAAGGAAAAUCACUCAGUAUCAGCGAGGAAACUGCCAAGAUAAUAUAAAGAUAAGACACUGCACGUCCUCUGACCCAAGCAACUGCAUGAACCUGUUCAAGGCCCGAAGGAUCGGAGACAUGGCCUGA